GCCCAAGCUAAAAAUACUGUUGAAAAUAGUAUAGAUAGCAAUAACAGUAUUUCAUCGACUAUACCAGCAAGGACAUAUAUAGAAAUAGAUAUUCAACAACAAAAAAUUGAUGACCUCAUAGAAUAUGCAAUCGAUUUGCCAGAUCCAAUACUUGCCAUAUUUAUAACUAUAAUUAAAAAACUUGCUCAAGAGCAAUAUACUCAACUGCAAUAUUUAAAAACGUGGAGUAAUUUAUUAAAUAUAGUUAAAAAUAUAGAUGAUAGUGAAUUAAAUCUUGUAGUAUCAUUAAUAAAUCUUAUGAAACAUAGGAACGGCCCUAAAGCUAGCAAGAUUUUUUCAAAAUAUUUGCAGCAGAAGGCAUAUAAUUUCGUUUGUCGUUUGAAUAGAAGUCAUAUUAAAUACAAAAAAAAAAAUAUUCAAAAAAUUAAUCGUCUACAAAAAACAAAAAAAAUUUUACAUGGUAAAAUUGGAAAGUCUAAACAAAUACGCAAACAACACAUCUCUAAAGUUCGUUCUAUAGCUCGCAAAGCACCUAAUAUAACUGAUAAGAAAUUAAAAUUAGCAAUUCAAGAUCGGCUUAUGUUAAAUAAAAAACAAUUUAGUGCUAAAACUGUCUCUAUGGCUACACAAAUUUGUGAAAUUAGAGAAAUGUCUUAUCGAUCCGCUGUAACUUGUAUGAAAAAGCAUCAAGAUGUAUCGAAUAUUCAUAUUAUUCAACAAUGUAAUAUUGCUAAACUUUCUAAAUGGUUUACUUUUGGAAUCAUGACAGACGAGUCAACACGUGGCGAUAGUAAAGUUUUUGUCAUAUGUUUUAUGUAUUGGGAUUUAGUUAGUAAUAAGCCAAAAGUUACUUUAUUGGAACUUCAAGAUUUAACUCAAUGUACUGGGACAUUAAUCGUGCAUACUGUUAUUAAAUCGUGUAAGCAAUAUCAACUAGACCCAACUAAAUAUUUAACUUGGACAACAAACAAUACGGCAUAUAUGUCAGAUUAUAAAAAUGGCAUAGUAGCUUUAUUUAAUAAGGAAAUUAAUUCAAAUUCGUUUAGAAUUUCUUGUGGGCUUCAUUCGGCAUAUAUAAUGAUAACAAAUUUUGAAAAUGCCACAUUCGGAAAGCUCAAAGUCAAAAAAGGAUUUUCAACUCAAAAACAUCCUUUUAAUUUACUAUACCUUAUUUGGCAAUUGCAUAACGGGUAUAGCGAAAGUAAUAAAGACAAUCCAAUAAAUAUGAAAUCGUCUUAUAUAUUUGAUUUAUAUGCUAAAUUAUUUGGAAUUCAAUUAUCUCAAUUUCAAAAACCUUUACGGCAACG
Molecule: messenger RNA, 1307 nt
Organism: Racocetra persica
Lineage: Eukaryota; Fungi; Glomeromycota; Glomeromycetes; Diversisporales; Gigasporaceae
Source: the annotation of a GenBank genome assembly